CUGGCUAACAAUCUUACCACUUCAUCAAACAUUCACACUAAUAAGAUCAUUCGAACUUGCGGAAUAACAUAUUUUGUGCCGGUAGUAUUCUGCUCAGCUGGGGGAAUGCUUUCAUACAUCAUUUAUAAAGUACUGUUAAUGCUAAAACAUUUGGCAUUUUUGUUCCCCCUUGCCCCCUCCAGGGAUACUACACCAAUCUCAAGUGAAAUGGCUGUUCAAUAUGUGAGGCAGUAUUCUGAGACCUAUAGCGUUGCUAGCAUGUGCGAUAUGCUUCUGAACCAUUGCCGCAACCCGGUGGACAACUUGACGCUGAUACUGGUUUACUUCAAGCCUAGUGCCAGGCUCCCAUCUCCGGCCCCGCCUGCUCCCACCAAGUUGCCCGUGCGCGUGGUUGGUUAGCGAGAUGCACGCAAGGAGCUCUGAUCAGUCUCUUAAUUGAGAAGGUAGAGAGCGCUCAUGGGUGGGGAAGUUCUGCAGUGACAUAUGUUUCAUGUCUCCAUGUGAUGCCACUGUGUACAUAUGUUUCAUGUCUCCAUGUGAUGCCACCGUGUACGAGAAUGAUGAUAACAUGGCGUUGGUAGGUGUUGUUCAGCUUACACUAGUACUGAUUGCUGCAUGCUUUACUGAGAUCUGUUUAGGAGAUUUUGCCUUAGAGUUGGGUUCUUCACGUGCUUAGUUUUCAGCA
Messenger RNA from Hordeum vulgare subsp. vulgare (domesticated barley), 685 nucleotides. RefSeq lists its product as uncharacterized. The record is from RefSeq and is a predicted model, not a curated record. NCBI's taxonomy places the organism in Eukaryota, Viridiplantae, Streptophyta, Magnoliopsida, Poales, Poaceae. Bases 106 to 399 code for a protein of 97 amino acids. The transcript is spliced from 2 exons.